AUGAGCGAAGAAACGUCUGGAGAAUGUCUGCAGAUCGCAGAUGCGAUCAAAGCACAGGGUAUCGAUGAUAUCACUGAGGACAUCUACAUUCGAUCAGUGUUCACAUUCCUCUACGGAUUCCUAUUUAUAUUAGGAAUUCUGGGAAACGGUGGAGUGUUAUGGGCAGUUGCUCGCAAUAAACGCCUUCAGUCUGCUAGGAAUGUGUUUUUACUCAAUCUGAUAUUCACCGACUUGAUACUUGUAUUCACCGCAAUUCCCGUCACCCCAUGGUACGCAAUGACAAAGGACUGGCAUUUCGGUCCCGUAAUGUGCCAUUUAGUUCCAUUAUCAAAUUCUUGUUCUGUAUUUGUGACAAGUUGGAGUCUCACGGCGAUCUCACUAGACAAAUUCUUACAUAUCAAUGAUCCGACAAAAUCUCCAGUUUCCAUCCGCCAAGCAUUGGGAAUCACAUUCCUUAUUUGGUUGGUAUCGACACUCAUCAAUAUUCCAUAUUUGAUGUCGUUCGAACAUGUCGAUGGAUCGUUCUAUGUUCCGAAAGGAUCAACGCCAUACUGUGGGCAUUUCUGCGAUGAAGCGAAUUGGCAAAGUGAGCACUCGCGCAAACUUUAUGGAACUACCGUAAUGCUGCUGCAGUUCGUCGUACCGAUGGCGAUCAUCACGUUCUGCUAUUUUAAGAUUCUUGAGAAAGUCAGUCGCGAUAUGAUCAUACAAAAUGCGCAAUUUUCUCAAUCGCUAACACAGAAACAGAGGACAGAAGCGACAUCGAGAAAGAAAAAGGUGAAUUACACUCUUAUUGGAAUGGUCGUCACUUUCAUCGGAUGCUGGCUGCCGCUAACGCUCGUCAAUCUUGUCAAGGAUUUUAAGCAAGAGCCUCAAUUCAUGAAGAAUCAACCAUUCUUCUGGUCAUUAGUCGCACAUGUCAUCGCAAUGUCGCUCGUCGUUUGGAAUCCUCUCUUAUUCUUCUGGCUAACGCGCAAACAGAAACGAUCGGGACUCAGCAAGAUUCUCAACUCGACAGAGGCAGUAGCUUCGUUUGCAAGUCGACUCAGCAGUUCGAUGCGGCGUUCCACACUUCGUCGAAAGAAUAUCGAAAGAGUUCGAAAAAAGGAGGUAGUGUUGGAUUCCGAGGGCUCCAGCUACAUGACUUGCUCACGUCCCCUAUUGAUUCGCACCGAGCUCCAGCCAACUCUUUCUGAUGGCUCCACAUCCUACCGGGAAAUGUUAUGA
Molecule: messenger RNA, 1227 nt
Organism: Caenorhabditis bovis
Lineage: Eukaryota; Metazoa; Nematoda; Chromadorea; Rhabditida; Rhabditidae
Source: the annotation of a GenBank genome assembly